CUAAAUAUUAUAAAUACUCUAUGCACGUACGCACUUGUGUUCUUCACACCGAGACAAGCAUGGAGGCCUUGAUGCUUUAUCUUCAACCUCUGCUUCUUCUUCUUCCCCUCUUUCUAUAUCUCGUCUUCUUCAUCCGUAGAAAGGGCUCCGGCGAUCUGAAAAACCUACCUCCCGGCUCCGUGGGCUGGCCGAUUCUCGGAGAAAAUGUAGAGCUCGCCCUGUUAGGCUCGCAGAGAUUAAUGACAGACAGGAUGCAGAAAUACUCUCCAGCUGCUUUCACAACGUCGUUGUUCGGAGAGAAACUGGUGGUAUUAUGCGGCGCAGCGGGCAACAAGUUCAUCUUCACGAACGAGAACAAGCUCGUGACUCCGUGGCUGCCUCUAUCAGUGAGGAAGGUCCUGUUCCCAGAUUUCGACCAAGUGAAGCAUCAGGAACCGGAGGAGACGUUCCACAACUUCAAGCGCGACCUUUUCAAGCCGGAGGCAUUGAGAGACUACAUGCCUGCGAUGGACAGGCUGGCGCGUGAGCAUCUGCGCCAUGGCUGGAAGGCUGACUCGGUGGUGCAGGUGCGGCAGUCCACCAAGAAAUACACCUUUGAGCUGGCGUGCAAGGUGUUCAUGGAUGUGGUGGACCCGGAGCUGCUGGAGAAGUUGCUGGAGCCCUUUUCUUUAUUGACUGACGGCAUGGUGUCCCUCCCUCUCAACUUGCCCGGGACGGACUUCAACCGCGCUGUCGGAGCUGCCAAAGUGGUGCGCGCUGAGCUGGUUAGGAUUGCGCAGCAGCGGAGGAAGGAGCUGCUGGUGAUGAGCCGGGGACGGGAGGACCUCAUGUCGAAGAUGUUGUUGGUCACUAAUGAACACGGCAAAUAUAUGAGUGAUAGCAAGGUUGCUAACAUGGUGGUUUGUGUGCUUGUUGCUGCCCUCUAUGAAGUAUCCUCUGCAAUCACCAUUGUCACUAAAUCUCUUGCCGAACUUCCACACAUUUACGACCAGGUUUUUAAAGAGCAAAUGGAGAUUGCGAAAUCAAAAGGCCCUGAUGAGCUGCUGACGGAGGGGGAUGUGGAGAAGAUGAAGUACACGUGGAACGUUGUGCUCGAAUCCCUUAGGAUAACACCCCCUUCAUUCGGAACAUUCAGAGAGACAACAACUGAUAUCAGCUUUGCAGGUUUCACCAUUCCUAAAGGAUGGAAGAUAAUGUGGAGCCCCCAUUCGUCCCACUACAAUCCCGACUACUUCCCAGAGCCGGAGAAGUUUGACCCGUCGAGGUUUGAGGGGACUGGACCGGCGCCUUACACAUUCGUCUCGUUUGGAGGAGGGGCAAGAAUGUGCCCCGGGAGAGGCUACGCCAGGCUUGUAAUAUUGGUGUUCAUCCAUAAUUUAGUGACCAAGUUUAGAUUUGAAAAGGUCUUUCCUGAUGAGAAGAUGUUGUUCAAUCGUCUUUCGCCGGCACCGGCUCAUGGCCUUCCUAUUCGCAUCCAUCCUCAUCAAAAAUAAAUCCAUCUAUCCUUUGUCUUUGUAUCAUAUUGGAUUAUGUAAGAGAUGAACUUGGAAGUUUGAUCUAUCUAUGAAUUUAUGCA
Molecule: messenger RNA, 1576 nt
Organism: Salvia miltiorrhiza (redroot sage)
Lineage: Eukaryota; Viridiplantae; Streptophyta; Magnoliopsida; Lamiales; Lamiaceae
Product: beta-amyrin 6-beta-monooxygenase-like
Exons: 3
Coding region: 21-1493 (490 amino acids)
Biological process (GO): sterol metabolic process
Molecular function (GO): heme binding; iron ion binding; monooxygenase activity
Source: RefSeq, a predicted model, not a curated record